CACAUGAACGGUGAUAAUAUCCACGGAACGGGCAGGAGGAACAAAGGAAGCCGCCCGUCCUCUGCUAAACCUGCUUUCACUUCGUCAACACGGCCAGAAAUCGACUCCAAACUCACCCUUUCUCGUCCAAACGCUUCCUGUUAAGUAGUGAACGCCAGUAAACAUCUCAAGUCCGACUGUUUGCUUUUGCUUGAGGAAGAGGAAACUUGGCGUCGUGAGAGAUUUUAGUCGGGUCGCCUCGCUCGAAUCCUUCUUUUCUUGGCUACGCCUUUACGUUGGAAGGAAGUGGCCAGAGCUUUGACAUUGUGACCUGUGACCUGUUGACUUGGCAGAGAUGCAGUUUUGUCAGGACGCCUACUCUCAGAUGGAUUAAGAGGAGGUGCUUCUCCCUGGCAGACUGUGUGACUGUCUUUCCACCUGGGACUCCCUGUGUUUCCAUUGCGCCCAUGAGGUAACGUCAGGACCUAUCCCCCUCAUCACCACCCUUGGUCCACCCCUUUCCCUCCCCUCCAUCCCUCCCUUGGGCCCUCACAGCCAUGGGGCAGAAGAUCUCAGGCAGUAUAAAGUCAGUAGAUGUACGUGGUGAGCCCUCAUACCGGCCGGUGCGCCGUGAGCUCCGGGGGCCAGACUUCUGUCGGCCCCCCAGGCUGGACCUACUGCUGGACAUGCCGCCGGCCAGCCCUGAUACCCAGCUUCGCCAUGCCUGGAACCCUGACGAUCGCUCCCUUAAUGUCUUCGUUAAGGAGGAUGACAAGUUGACCUUCCACAGACACCCGGUGGCCCAGAGUACAGAUUGCAUCCGUGGCAGAGUGGGCUACACUCGGGGCCUCCACGUCUGGAGGAUUCACUGGCCGGCCAGACAGAGAGGCACCCAUGCUGUGGUUGGCGUGGCCACUGCUGAAGCCCCGUUACACUCUGUGGGAUACACGGCCCUGGUGGGCUCGGACUCAGAGUCCUGGGGCUGGGACUUGGGCCGGAACAGACUCUACCAUGACAGCAAAAACCGACCAGCCUCCACCUCGGCGCCCACAUACCCCUGUUUCUUAGAAGCUGAUGAGUCAUUUGUGCUUCCAGACUCUCUGACAGUCAUACUGGAUAUGGAUGAGGGCACGCUGAGCUUCAUGGUGGAUGGACAGUAUUUGGGAGUGGCUUUUAGGGGACUAAAGGGCAAGAGGCUCUACCCCAUCGUCAGUGCUGUAUGGGGGCACUGUGAAGUUUCUAUCCGUUACGUCAACGGACUUGAUCCGGAGCCCCUCCCUCUCAUGGACCUGUGCAGACGAGUGGCCCGGCUGGCGCUGGGCAGAGAGCGCAUCCAUCACAUCGACACACUCCCCCUGCCGCAGACCCUCAAGAACUACCUCCAGUACCAGUGACCACGCAAACCACACACCAGGCCCAUCUGUUAUUAAGGUCGACCAGCCUUCAAAACAAACUUUUUUUUUUUCCCCUUUAAACCAUCCACCAUCUUCUGAGGAAGAAGAGGAUGAUGGUCGCCGACUUUUGAAGAGGAGGCGAAUGUGGCGCUGCAAGAGGUUUUGUUUACACCAGAAGAGGGACUCUUCCAUUUUGGAUGUUUUUAACUCUUAGUUUUCAACUUUUUGUUGUUGUUGUUGCUCACUGCUGUCUUUCUCCUGGACAGAUGAGUAGAGGAGCCGACAAAUGAGAUUAAGGGAGUCAUAGAGAUUAAAAGAGAAUAUUGCAAUCCAAUCUCAUGCUAAACACACAUAGAGAUUCUAACUGUGCAUCCCCGGUGGCGAGGCCUCAACCGGUGCAGUUUUGGGCGACAACACGUCCCCACAUCUGCGCUGCACAGACUCUGUAGAAGCUUCCUCUGAACAUGUUGGUAUUUAUAUUCAUAUUUAUAUUCCCAACCACGCAGCAGGCUCUGUAGAAAUGCAACAAUUUCCCCCAAGCCACACGGUAGAGAGAAAGAGAGAGAGAGAAAGAGAGACGCAAAGUCCACACGCAACACCCCUACACACAGAAACUGCUUUGAACCCUUCUGUUUUUGUUUGUAGCACACAUGGGCGUAUAUAUAUAUAUAUAUAUAUAUAUAUAUAUAUAUAUAUAUAUAUAUAUAUAUUACAGACAGACACACAUUAUAAAAAGAUGGGGUGUGCAUGUGUGAGCGUGUGCUUGCGUAUAGAUACAUAAGGCUCAGAACAAAUGCUGUAGAAGACAACUGGCUGACAAGCAGGCAGUUACCACCUACAGGCUUAACAACACUAUUACGCCAGUCUGUUUUCUUUUUGAACUUUUUGAAUCCCCUCCCUCCUUCCUUCUCUCCCUCCCACCAGCUUCUCUCUCCCUCUCUCCUGUUUGAUUGAAGCCUCCACCGGGGAUGGUGAAUUUGAAGGACUGUGGCUGCUGUUGCCGGCACUGUAGCUCCUGAUUGAGAUUGAUCUGAAGGUGAAGCUGUGUGUUUGACUGCUAAUGUGCCUGCUCUGAGAUAAUAUCCAAAAAAAAAAAGCACACAACACCUCUGUCAUAUCAGGAGACAGUUUUUUUUCCCCCCCAUUUUAGAUGCUGCUUUUAGGUCUUUUUCUUCUGCCAUCUUGCCCUCAAAAUAUUUUUAUCCCUGUUUGUACUUUUGAAAAUUCUGGUCUCAUGAUUUGAGGAGUUAUUUUGACUUAUUUUUUUGACAUAUGUUCUUUUCUUCCUAUGAAUUUUAAGAUUUGUCUGCAGGACAGUUAUUGAGGAGUGAGAUGGGAAGUCUCACUGGUAUAGGUGGAAGAAUGUGCUGCCACGAGCAUCUUUUAAAUGUGAAUAAAAAUAAACUCGACUAAAUCUAGA
This is a messenger RNA of Myripristis murdjan (pinecone soldierfish), 2793 nucleotides long. Its product is annotated as SPRY domain-containing SOCS box protein 4. The transcript has 4 exons. Gene Ontology annotation, cellular component: SCF ubiquitin ligase complex. NCBI's taxonomy places the organism in Eukaryota, Metazoa, Chordata, Actinopteri, Holocentriformes, Holocentridae. Gene Ontology annotation, molecular function: protein binding. The record is from RefSeq and is a predicted model, not a curated record. The coding region runs from base 537 to 1373 and encodes 278 amino acids. Gene Ontology annotation, biological process: proteasome-mediated ubiquitin-dependent protein catabolic process; intracellular signal transduction.